AUGGUUAAAUGCUAUGACCAUGCUCCAAUUCUAGCUAUUUUCCAAGAUACCUGGUCACACCAGCCCAACCACCACCUGGUCACACCAGCCCAACCACCACCUGGUCCCACCAGCCCAACCACCACCUGGUCCCACCAGCCCAACCACCACCUGGUCACACCAGCCCAACCACCACCUGGUCACACCAGCCCAACCACCACCUGGUCACACCAGCCCAACCACCACCUGGUCACACCAGCCCAACCACCACCUGGUCCCACCAGCCCAACCACCACCUGGUCCCACCAGCCCAACCACCACCUGGUCCCACCAGCCCAACCACCACCUGGUCACACCAGCCCAACCACCACCUGGUCACACCAGCCCAACCACCACCUGGUCACACCAGCCCAACCACCACCUGGUCACACCAGCCCAACCACCACCUGGUCCCACCAGCCCAACCACCACCUGGUCCCACCAGCCCAACCACCACCUGGUCACACCAGCCCAACCACCACCUGGUCACACCAGCCCAACCACCACCUGGUCACACCAGCCCAACCACCACCUGGUCCCACCAGCCCAACCACCACCUGGUCCCACCAGCCCAACCACCACCUGGUCCCACCAGCCCAACCACCACCUGGUCACACCAGCCCAACCACCACCUGGUCCCACCAGCCCAACCACCACCUGGUCCCACCAGCCCAACCACCACCUGGUCCCACCAGCCAAUCAUCAGAGUACACUGUAUAG
This is a messenger RNA of Coregonus clupeaformis (lake whitefish), 738 nucleotides long. RefSeq names its product protein TRACHEARY ELEMENT DIFFERENTIATION-RELATED 7A-like. The record is from RefSeq and is a predicted model, not a curated record. Lineage: Eukaryota; Metazoa; Chordata; Actinopteri; Salmoniformes; Salmonidae. The transcript has a single exon. Bases 1 to 738 code for a protein of 245 amino acids.